Messenger RNA from Ipomoea triloba (trilobed morning glory), 1296 nucleotides. RefSeq lists its product as uncharacterized. The coding region runs from base 1 to 1296 and encodes 431 amino acids. Lineage: Eukaryota; Viridiplantae; Streptophyta; Magnoliopsida; Solanales; Convolvulaceae. The record is from RefSeq and is a predicted model, not a curated record. The transcript has a single exon.
AUGUCAUCAUUCCCUCCUAAUUGGGAUCCCAUGGAUGAUGAUGAUACUAGUGAUGAGGAAAUUGAAGAACAAAUGAUGGCAAGCAUGAUGUGGGUGACUCAAAAGAUAGUCGAAAUACGUCAAAAUUCUUCCCAACCGAGAAAGAGACGGAGAUAUAUUGAUAGGAACCAUGAGUCAGGCCACAAUCGUUUAGUCACGGAUUACUUCUCUGAUGAGCCGGUGUUCCAUGAAGACAUCUUUCGUCGACGUUUUCGAAUGAGGAAAGAAUUAUUUUUACGCAUUGUCAAUGCAUUGCAAAGUCGUUAUGAAUAUUUUCAACAAAGACCCCAACAAAGACAAAGUGCUGCUAAAGUGAUGGGUUUAUCACCACUACAAAAGAUCACUGCGGCCAUUCGACAAUUGGCAUAUGGCACACCACCUGACACAAUGGAUGAGUAUCUAAGCAUGGGUGAAACAACCGCCGUAGAAUGCUUAUCUAACUUCUGCCGAUGUGUCAUUGAUGUUUUUGGAGCUCAAUACUUGAGAAGAACAAAUGCCAAAGACACUGCCCGAUUGCUUCACAUGCAUGAGCAAAAACACGGCUUCCCGAGAAUGCUCGGGAGUCUUGAUUGCAUGCAUUGGGAGUGGCAAAAUUGCCCGGUGGCAUGGAAAGGUCAAUUUACAAGAGGUGAUCAUGGAGUUCCAACCAUUAUGCUAGAAGCAGUCGCAUCAACAAACUUGUGGAUAUGGCAUGCAUUCUUCGGCGUCGCAGGUGUUAUGAAUGAUAUCAAUGUAUUAAAUCAAUCACCUUUAUUCAAUGAUGUCUUGCAGGGAUAUGCACCGGAGGUUAAUUUUACUGUGAACGGUACUGACUACAAAAGAGGUUAUUAUCUCACAGACGGUAUCUACCCACAAUGGUCGAUGUUCGUGAAGAGUUUUCCAUGUCCAGCAGAUCCUAAAAGAAUAUUGUUUAAACAAAAACAAGAGGCUGCAAGAAAAGAUGUAGAGAGGGCUUUUGGGGUGUUACAAGCUCGAUGGGCAAUGGUUAGAGGUCCUGGACGAUUUUGGUACCGGGAAAACUUGAGAGAAAUAAUGUAUACUUGCAUUAUUUUACACAACAUGAUUGUUGAUGAUGAAGGUGACAACGUAAGUAAUUGGGUGAACGAAGAAGAUGUAGCAACGGCACAAGCAUCACAAGGCUCAACUGAAGAGUUUCAACAAUAUUUACAAAGAAAUUCCGAGUUACAUGACUCGCAAUUGCAUCAUCAACUUCGUGCGGACUUGGUUGAGCAUAUAUGGAGCAACAACGGGAAUUAA